GUCGGAGCUGACGUGGAUCCUCGAUCACACUAGUUCGACUUUAGUAGGGACGAGAAGACGCAGGAAUUUACAAGAAAUGCCCAAACAAUGCGUUCAAGUGGGAAGGGGUAGUAUCGUAAAGAGCAAGAAACCACUUCCUGGUUUUCGCAAUUAAUCCGUCUCCGCCGCUGCAUCUUUCCUUCUCCUCUCUCUCUCUCUCACUCAUACACCACAUAUAUAAUAUAUAUACGUUACUAUUGAUAUAAAACUCAGUUUUUUUCUUGUUGUCUGUGCGUGCAUCAUCGAGUUUAACAGGCAAUGCUCGUGUCUCCCUCCUCCCUAUCUAUCUAUCUUGUCUAUUUAUGGCUGGAUUCUAAGGUUUUGUGUACCUAAAGCUUAUCAUUGAUCUGGAAGCUUAUUUAAUCCCAUUCUUUUCCGGAAUAUAUGGCGUCAAAGUUGGCUGUUGAUGCGAUAGAAACAUCCACAAAGGUCCAUUUCUCAGGCUUUCAUCUAGAUUCAGCUAGAUCAGACCAGACGGCUGGCUCUGCUGAAGAAGGAGAACAACAUGGGCAUCCUUUUGUAAUCGGAGUUGCUGGAGGAGCAGCAUCCGGGAAAACAACUGUCUGUGAUAUGAUUAUGCAGCAACUUCAUGAUCAGAGAGCCGUUGUUGUCAAUCAGGAUUCUUUCUACCAUAAUGUAAAUGAAGAGGAGCUUGCAAGAGUUCAUGACUACAAUUUUGAUCAUCCUGACGCUUUCGAUACUGAGCAACUAUUGUGUUCCAUGGAGAAGUUAAGAAAAGGGCAAGCAGUAGAUAUCCCCAACUACGACUUCAAAAGUUACAAGAACAACGUCUUCCCACCAAGAAGGGUGAAUCCUUCUGAUGUUAUAAUUCUAGAAGGGAUACUCAUUUUCCAUGACCCUCGUGUUCGAGAUUUGAUGAACAUGAAGAUAUUUGUAGAUGCAGAUGCUGAUGUGCGUUUAGCGAGAAGGAUUAAACGAGACACUGUUGAGAAGGGCAGAGAUAUAGCCACUGUUCUUGACCAGUACUCAAAGUUUGUGAAGCCAGCAUUUGAGGAUUUCAUACUCCCAACAAAGAAAUACGCUGAUAUAAUAAUCCCACGUGGUGGUGAUAACCAUGUUGCUAUUGAUUUGAUUGUGCAACACAUACGCACUAAGCUUGGUCAACAUGAUCUCUGUAAAAUAUAUCCUAAUCUUUAUGUCAUCCAAUCAACUUUUCAGAUACGUGGGAUGCACACUCUAAUCAGAGACUCCAAAACAACAAAGCAUGACUUCAUCUUCUACUCUGAUAGAUUGAUUCGUUUGGUGGUUGAGCACGGCCUAGGGCAUCUUCCCUUCACAGAAAAGCAAGUAGUCACUCCCACAGGAUCUGUGUAUUCGGGUGUAGACUUCUGUAAGAGGCUGUGUGGUGUCUCGGUUAUCAGAAGCGGUGAGAGCAUGGAGAAUGCUUUGAGAGCAUGCUGCAAAGGCAUCAAGAUUGGGAAGAUUCUGAUUCACAGAGAAGGCGACAACGGUCAGCAGCUUAUAUACGAGAAGCUACCCUCAGACAUUUCCGAAAGGCAUGUGCUUUUGCUGGACCCAAUCCUUGGGACAGGAAACUCGGCGGUGCAAGCGAUAAGGCUGCUGAUAAGUAAAGGAGUACCUGAAUCCCACAUCAUAUUUCUCAAUCUCAUAUCUGCACCUCAAGGAGUAAAUGUGGUGUGCAAAAGGUUCCCUAGGAUAAAGAUUGUGACAUCUGAGAUAGAGAUCGGUUUAAACGACGAGUUCAGAGUUGUUCCUGGUAUGGGCGAGUUUGGAGACCGCUAUUUUGGCACUGAUGAUGAGUGAGAGAGAGAGAGAGCUUAUUAGCACUCACGAGAAUCUCGAGUUGGAA
This is a messenger RNA of Raphanus sativus (radish), 1870 nucleotides long. Its product is annotated as uridine kinase-like protein 3. The record is from RefSeq and is a predicted model, not a curated record. Lineage: Eukaryota; Viridiplantae; Streptophyta; Magnoliopsida; Brassicales; Brassicaceae. The transcript is spliced from 13 exons. Gene Ontology annotation, molecular function: ATP binding; kinase activity. The coding region runs from base 424 to 1824 and encodes 466 amino acids. Gene Ontology annotation, cellular component: cytoplasm.